Molecule: messenger RNA, 1197 nt
Organism: Neofelis nebulosa (Clouded leopard)
Lineage: Eukaryota; Metazoa; Chordata; Mammalia; Carnivora; Felidae
Gene: SMIM1
Product: small integral membrane protein 1 (Vel blood group)
Exons: 3
Coding region: 266-1054 (262 amino acids)
Source: RefSeq, a predicted model, not a curated record
CCCCCUCCAGAGGCCCCGGGGUUUGAAGGCCUGAGCCUGGGUGCCUAUCGGCUCCUUCAGUUGGGCCCACGGGGGGGGGGGGCACUUCCGAAAUGGGGGCUUCCCUGGCUGGGGCGACCCCUUUGGAAGAGGGUGGAUGGAGGCCGUUUUUCCUGCUGCUGUUCCUUUCCAUCACUCUGCGGGAGGGACAGCUCCAGGCGGCCGGCCAGGCACCUCUGUCUGCGUCCUGCGCACCGCAGGCUUCGGGCACAUAAACAGGCGCUGAAUGAAGGAACCCAUCAGGCGCGGCUCUGCUCUCCGCCCGCACCUGUGCGCGCAGCCAGACCCGCCUCGCCCAGGGCGCGAACCGGAGGGACGCAGCGGGGAGCUCCGCAGCGCCCCCCCACCCCACCCCUGCAGGCCGCCUCAACUCUCGGAUCAGACCCAGGCGCGUCCGGAGGCUCCGGGCCCCGCUUCUGCGCCCGAGCCCGUCCCUGCGCGGUCUUGGUGGAGGAGCCCCGCUCUCACGCUUGGGACCCCCCAGGGCCCAGCGGCUCCUUCGGCCUCUCUCCCUAGCCGCCCCUCGCGCCUGACAGCUCCUCUCCCUCGCAGCGCCCCUUCCCAGCGUGCCCUCGCCCCUGCUACGCCCUCCCUCACACGCUUCUCUUUCCCGCGGUCCCCUCUCCCCUGCGGGCCCUCGCCCCCGCGGCACCUACUGCCUUCCUUCCCUGCAGCUUGCACGCCCUCCGGCGGCGCCCCCGGGAGCACCUGCGGCCUGGGCUCGGCUUCCCGGCUCGCUUCGCCCCUGGCCCCGCCCCUGACCCCGCCCCAGGCCCCGCUCCUCCCGGCCGGCUGCACGUCUGCGCUGCUCGGAGGCCCGGGGGCCGAGGGGCCCGUGGGACACGCGUCGGGGCGCAGCUUCCUGGUGCGGGCGGACCGCGGAGGUGGACCUGGCCGCGGCCCCCCUGGUCUGUUGGAGGCAUCGGCCGCACCUCGGACCUUGACCUGUGGCCUGGGAGGAGGUGAGAUCUACUGGCCAGGCUCUGACCACCUGACCACCUUCCUGGGCGCCUGAGUCUGGGUUUCCUCGCCAGGACUCUCCCUUUGGGCUUUGUCCAGUCAGGGCAGCUUGAAAGCCACAGUCUCCAUCAGUUGGGAAUGCUUUCUGGUGCACACGAUGGGAAUUCCUUGUCCCAGACUUGAACAGGUGUGGGUUGA